AUGCCAAUUAUAAAGGAGGAGAAACUCCACAAAAAUCUCAAGUCGUUUGAAAGUGUGAAAAAAGAGGUAGAAGCGAGUAAGUAUGCUGACUGGAAGCAUGCAACUGUCGAUGCUGCUAAGAAGAGGGCUAUAUAUUCCAGUGGCUCCUACAAGGAGUUUCAGGACAUUGUGGCUACUUGUGGCCUCAACCCCAUAGGGAGGAAUGAGUUCAGUCGCCCCGCUCGGCAACAGACGCAUAAUAGGGCUCUCACUGGGAAGGAGAGUAGACCGGGAGAGGCCCUAUCAGUUCGGGGGGACGUAGGGAAGGCCCCUAAGAUCAAGGCAGUGGACUUCGAGAGGAACCUCAGGAGAGCCAAGACCGACUCAGAACGCGUGCAGUUGUUCAGCGAGAUGGGGCCUGGUCAGGUAGUGGAAGCGUUGAGGGGCUCUGAGAGAGGAGGAGAGUAUGUCGAUGCGGAGGUCCUAUUGUACGUUAUGGACACUAUACGGAGCGCUGUAGAGGCUGAUGGUGAUGGUGAUGGUGGAGGGAAAGUCCUAAAGGGCAUCAUUGAAGGGCUCCUUGGGGAUGUAACGGUGAUUAGGACCAUGAAUAGGUUCCUCACCGCUGAGGAGAGGGAUAGGAUGCAUGAUACGUGUGUGAAGGCUGGAGUGGAUCCUCCCAUCCAUGGAGUAGCAUGUUCCGAUUGA
This is a messenger RNA of Perkinsus marinus ATCC 50983, 687 nucleotides long. RefSeq lists its product as hypothetical. The record is from RefSeq and is a predicted model, not a curated record. Gene Ontology annotation, cellular component: outer dynein arm. The transcript has 2 exons. NCBI's taxonomy places the organism in Eukaryota, Perkinsozoa, Perkinsida, Perkinsidae. Gene Ontology annotation, biological process: determination of left/right symmetry; inner dynein arm assembly; epithelial cilium movement involved in extracellular fluid movement. The coding region runs from base 1 to 687 and encodes 228 amino acids.